AAGAAAGAAGAAAAAGAAGAAUGGAUCGGAUUGAGACAGUGAAAGAGUUACCGUUUCGGGUGGGAUUCACAGGUCACAACGCCCAUAUUCGGAUCCACCCAUUACCCAAUCCUCCUUCUCCUCUGGAUAAUCUACCUGAAUUUAUACUUGCUCCUGCAUUUGUUAAGGAAACACCCGAAUCUAUCAAAAAGUAUGUUGAGGAUAAGUAUCUAUCCCCAAAACUGGACCCGGAUGAAUUUUCUGCAGAGAAAGGAAGGCAGUGGGACUUCGACUGGUUUGACAAAGCAAAGAUUCAUUUAGAUCCUACUAUGCCACGCUCUGUUGUGGUACCUGAAUGGGAUUUGCCAUUCAGACGCCCAUCCCCCGUCCAUCACAAUUGGGAACCAGCAUCCAUACAGGUUGAUGUGUCAGAACUGAUGGUAGAAACCGAUAAUUCUAUCGGAAUGCGGAUUAGUGGACCUCCAAAGGAUUUUGUUAAGGGGAGCAUUAGCAAUCGUCCUUUCCGUCCCGGUGGUUUGGACGAUUCUCAUUCCACUGGAACAACUUUUCCUGAUGGUGCUUCUAAUGGAGAGUGGGUACGGGAAGUCCUGAACGGUGCUUCUGCCCAAGUAAUCCCUCCUAGUUUCAAACAAGGAAUGGAUGUUGGAAACCUCAAGGGGUAUCCAUGUUCAUGGAUCAUGCAUGAAGAUCAAAGAGCGCCCAAGACAACACCCGAGAGUACGUUAUCUGUUCAGUUUGAUGAUUUGUUCAAAAAAGCAUGGGAAGAGGAUGUUACAGAUUUACCCAUUGAUGGAAAUACAUCAGAGUUAGAAAUUGAAGUAACAGAGGUUGAUUCUCCAAAUUCCUUUACAGUGGAAACUGAGAAUAAGUUGGGUUUUCCCGAUGGUGCACUUGACUCUGAAACGACUGUAAUAGAUCAGAUCUUGUCAACUGGAUCCGAAGGAGCGACUAAAGAUUUUGACAAAUCUGGUGAUGGUAGUCAACAAAAGGAGGCAAAGGUGUGGGCAGUUACAGGAGGUAGUGAUGGGAUCGCGGAUGAAUUUAACGAGCUCAUUCCUGACAUGGCAUUAGAUUUUCCCUUUGAACUUGAUGCAUUCCAGAAGGAGGCUAUAUAUUAUCUUGAAAAGGGGGAAUCAGUGUUUGUGGCAGCUCAUACAUCAGCAGGAAAAACCGUUGUUGCAGAAUAUGCAUUUGCACUGGCAUCUAAACACUGCACGAGAGCAGUGUAUACUGCUCCCAUCAAAACAAUCAGCAACCAAAAGUACAGAGAUUUUUCUGGAAAGUUUGAUGUUGGUCUUCUUACGGGUGAUGUUAGUUUGAGGCCAGAGGCAUCAUGCCUCAUCAUGACAACCGAGAUAUUAAGAUCAAUGCUUUACAGAGGUGCUGAUAUCAUACGUGAUAUUGAAUGGGUUAUAUUUGAUGAAGUGCAUUAUGUAAACGACGUCGAAAGAGGGGUGGUUUGGGAAGAGGUUAUCAUCAUGCUUCCCAGGCAUAUCAAUUUUGUUCUCCUCUCUGCAACGGUACCUAAUACAAUUGAAUUUGCUGAUUGGAUUGGCAGGACAAAACAAAAGCAAAUCCGUGUAACUGGGACUACCAAGAGGCCGGUCCCACUAGAGCAUUGUCUUUUUUAUUCGGGGGAGCUAUUCAAAAUAUGUGAACAGGAGAAGUUUAUAUCACAAGGACUUAAAGCUGUUAAAGAUGCCUAUAAUAAAAAAACCAAGGGCACAGUUGGUGGUAGUUCAGGGUCGUAUCCGUUGCUUCCGUCACCUCAUUCUCAAAAACCCAACAGUUUUAUGAGGGGAAAACCAAUCAAACAAACUGGAUCCCAGAACUUGGGAAAUUUUGGUGGUGCUGGUCGCGGUGGUGGAAAUAACAAUUGGGGCUCGAGAAUGUCGGAAAAAUCAUUGUGGUUGUCACUUAUCAAUAAGCUAGCAAAGAUGUCCCUUUUACCUGUAGUGAUAUUUUGUUUCUCCAAGAAUCGUUGUGACAAAUCUGCUGAUAAUCUGCGUGAAAUUGACCUUACAAGUCGUUCGGAGAAAAGUGAAAUUCGUAUUUUUUGUGACAAAGCAUUUUCUCGGCUAAAAGGAUCGGACAGGAACCUACCUCAGAUUGUCAGAGUCCAAGGUCUGCUUCACAGAGGGAUUGGCGUACAUCAUGCUGGUCUGCUUCCAAUUGUCAAGGAAGUAGUUGAAAUGCUUUUCUGUCGUGGUGUUAUCAAGGUUUUAUUUUCGACUGAGACCUUUGCAAUGGGGGUUAAUGCCCCAGCUAGAACGGUUGUUUUUGAUACUGUAAGGAAAUUUGACGGAAAAGAGUUUCGACAAUUAUUACCUGGAGAAUACACGCAGAUGGCGGGGCGUGCUGGAAGGAGGGGACUUGAUGAAAUUGGAAGUGUUCUUGUGAUGUGCCGUGAUGAAAUUCCAGAAGAGAGCGACUUAAAGAAGGUGAUAACAGGAAGUGCAACCAGGCUUGAAUCUCAGUUUCGGUUGACCUAUAUCAUGAUUAUGCAUCUCCUACGUGUAGAAGAGUUGAAGGUGGAGGACAUGCUAAAAAGAAGUUUUGCGGAAUUUCAUGCUCAGAAAAAACUGCCAGAGCAACAGCAACUGCUCAUGCGAAAGCUUGCUCAGCCCACAAAAUCCAUUGAGUGCAUAAAGGGCGAUCCAGCAAUCGAGGAAUACUACGAAUUGUACUUGGAAGCUGAGAGAUAUAGCAACCACAUAACUGAGGCGGUCCUGCAGUCUUCAGUUUCCCAGCCGUUUCUUCUGCCAGGAAGAGUUGUCGUCGUCAAAUCACAAUCUGGCCAGGACCACUUACUUGGGGUUAUCUUAAAGGCACCUUCUUUCAAUAAUAAGGCACCUUCUUCCAAUAAUAAACAAUACAUUGUUAUGGUGCUUACACCAUCUUUAUCUUUAACAUUAGAAACAUCCGAUGGCCAGCAAAAGAAAACGACUGCCGGUCUCCAAAUAUUAAAGCCAAAAUCAAAACGAGGUAUGGAUGAUGAUUACUAUUCUUCUGCCACCACACGCAAGGCAUCAGGUGCUGUCAAUAUUAAACUGCCCCAUCGUGGUAUUGCUUCCGGGACUAAUUAUGAGGUCAGAGAAAUUGAUACUAAAGAAUUCUUGUCUAUCUGCAAUGCCAAAAUGAAGAUUGAUCAAGUUGGGCUUUUGGAAGAUGAUAGCGGUGCAGCUUAUUCCAAGACAGUACAAAGUCUGUUAAAUCAAAAAGUUGAUGGAAAUAAGUACCCUCCAGCCCUUGAUCCAAUUAGAGAUUUGAAGCUGAAAGACAUGAAUCUAGUAGAGACUUACUACAAAUGGGACAGCUUGUUGCAAAAAAUGUCACAAAGCAAGUGUCACAAUUGUGUUAGGUUAGAGGAGCAUAUUAAAGUAGCUAGCGAGAUAAGGAAGUAUAAAGAGGAAGUUAAUGCGCUUAAAUUUCAAAUGUCGGAUGAAGCACUUAAACAGAUGCCUGAUUUUCAGGGUCGUAUUGAUGUGUUGAAGCAAAUCGGGUGUAUAGAUGCUGACCUUGUGGUUCAGAUCAAGGGGCGAGUUGCUUGUGAGAUGAAUUCUGGAGAGGAAUUAAUAUGCACAGAAUGCUUAUUUGAGAAUCAGUUAGAUGAUUUGGAACCAGAAGAAGCUGUGGCCUUGAUGUCAGCGUUUGUCUUUCAGCAGAGAAAUGCUUCUGAACCUUCUCUUACCCCGAGGCUGUCACGAGCCAAAGAAAGGUUGUAUAACACGGCCAUCAGUCUUGGUGAGCUUCAAGGAAAAUUCAACAUACACAUUGAGCCUCAGGAGUAUGCUUCUGAGAAUCUUAAGUUUGGACUUGUCGAGGUCGUGUAUGAGUGGGCAAAGGGAACUCCAUUUGCAGAUAUAUGUGAACUCACGGAUGUCCCUGAAGGCAUUAUCGUAAGAACAAUUGUACGGCUGGAUGAAACAUGUCGUGAAUUUAGAAACGCGGCGGCAAUCAUGGGUAAUUCUGCCUUAUACAAGAAAAUGGAAGCUGCUUCAAAUGCAAUAAAACGAGAUAUUGUCUUCGCAGCUAGCUUGUACAUUACUGGGUUGUGAUAAGAGCAUAGCAUAAGGGAUUUUGGGUAACAGUUGUAUGUUGUAUACUCGUCAAUUCUAGACUUACCAAUGUAAAUUGACAAUACAUUUUAUGUUUUUUGCUGAAAUUUUGCUGGCCAAACUUAACGUUUGUAUCUUCUGAAUUUUUAAAGCGACAUGCAAAUGCUGUUUAAUUUGUAAA
Erigeron canadensis is the source of this 4239-nucleotide messenger RNA. RefSeq names its product DExH-box ATP-dependent RNA helicase DExH11. The record is from RefSeq and is a predicted model, not a curated record. NCBI's taxonomy places the organism in Eukaryota, Viridiplantae, Streptophyta, Magnoliopsida, Asterales, Asteraceae. The transcript is spliced from 23 exons. Gene Ontology annotation, biological process: nuclear-transcribed mRNA catabolic process, 3'-5' exonucleolytic nonsense-mediated decay. Gene Ontology annotation, molecular function: ATP binding; RNA binding; RNA helicase activity. Gene Ontology annotation, cellular component: Ski complex. Bases 21 to 4058 code for a protein of 1345 amino acids.